Drosophila ananassae is the source of this 260-nucleotide messenger RNA. RefSeq names its product DNA repair protein SWI5 homolog. The coding region runs from base 1 to 228 and encodes 75 amino acids. NCBI's taxonomy places the organism in Eukaryota, Metazoa, Arthropoda, Insecta, Diptera, Drosophilidae. The record is from RefSeq and is a predicted model, not a curated record. Gene Ontology annotation, cellular component: Swi5-Sfr1 complex; Swi5-Swi2 complex. The transcript has a single exon. Gene Ontology annotation, biological process: double-strand break repair via homologous recombination.
AUGAAAAAUUCUAAAAAGAAGCCCCGUAAAAACAAUGCAAGCAAGCGCAAGGAAACCACACCCGUCGACGAGAACGCCGUUUCCCGACAAAAAGAAACCAUUGAGUUGCUUCACGAAUACAACGACCUCAAGGAUGCGACACAAAUUGUCCUGGGUGCUUUGGCCACUAUGAAAGGGGUUCCUGUCCGAUCUCUUUACGCCUCGUACAACCUUCCAAUCGUCGAAUGAAAUAUGCUCGAAUAAACAAUAUUAAGCUUCCA